Molecule: messenger RNA, 781 nt
Organism: Ziziphus jujuba (common jujube)
Lineage: Eukaryota; Viridiplantae; Streptophyta; Magnoliopsida; Rosales; Rhamnaceae
Product: probable leucine-rich repeat receptor-like protein kinase At1g35710
Exons: 2
Coding region: 1-672 (223 amino acids)
Biological process (GO): protein phosphorylation
Molecular function (GO): protein kinase activity; ATP binding
Source: RefSeq, a predicted model, not a curated record
AUGGAAGGGGGAAGCUUAGCAAAUAUAUUGAGUGAUGAUGUAAAGGCAAAGGAGUUGGAAUGGACUAUCAGAGUCAAUGUCGUCAAAGGUUUAGCCAAUGCCAUAUCCUAUAUGCACCACGAGUGCACUCCUCCUGUAAUUCACAGAGACAUAUCAAGCAAGAAUGUUUUGAUGGAUUCCGAAUAUGAAGCUCAUAUUUCCGACUUUGGUUCAGCUAGAACUUUUGAUCCUGAGACAUCAAAUUGGUCUUCAUUUGCUGGAACUUUUGGAUACUCAGCCCCAGAGCUUGCAUAUACAAUGGAAGUAAAUGAGAAGUGCGACGUGUACAGCUUUGGUGUUGUAGCAUUGGAAGUGAUCAUGGGAAAGCAUCCGGGAGAUCUCAUCUCUUCUCUAUCAGAAUCAUCAUCGUCAUCAUUAUCAUCAUCAAGAGCUGAUCAAAUUCUAUUGAAGGAUAUAUUGGAUGAACGUCUUUCACCUCCAAGGAAUCAAGUAUCAGACCAAGUGGUCUCCAUUGCAGAGCUAAUAUUUGCCUGCUUAAAUCCUAGUCCACAGUCUCGGCCAACUAUGAAACAACUAUCUCAAAAGCUAUCAACUUCAAAGUCAUCACUGUCAGAGCCUCUUCCUAUGAUUACGAUGAAGCAACUUCUUGAUCUCCCAACUUAUACAUCCUGAUGAUGCAGCCGCAAAAUCCCUCCUUGUUUCAUGUUGUGUCUUUGCAUUUUCUUUCACUACUCUGUCCUUGUGUUGCUUGACUCUUUUUAUUAUUAUUAUUAUUUUAUUA